GGGUCGGGCAGAGGGACGUGGAGGGGACAGGGGACUAGGCGAGCACCAGACAUCUCUCUCCGAUGCACUCAAACGGGUGGAAGUAAAAGAGCAUCAAGACCUGAUGGUGACAGACAAGGCAGCAGAGGGGUCCCCAGGUACCAAUGUGCUGCUCUGGUCUGAUGUGGCAGAAAUCAUGGGCUUGGUGGGGCUGGGUGGAGGGGGCAUCUCUCAGAAAAUGCAACGUCCUUGCUUCUAUGAGCUCAAUGUCCCCAUUUUCUCCACAGGAGGUUUUGCCACCUUCUCGUCCUGCUUCCCGGGGCUCUGCGAGGGGAAGCCAGCUGCCAUCCUGCCAAUGAGCAUCUCCCAGCCAUGCUUGCCCGUGGCCAACAUCGGCCCCACGCGCAUCCUGCCGCAUCUCUACCUGGGCUCCCAGAAAGACGUCCUAAACAAGGAUUUGAUGACGCAGAAUGGGAUAAGCUAUGUUCUCAACGCCAGCAACUCCUGUCCCAAGCCAGACUUCAUCUGUGAUAGUCACUUCAUGCGCAUUCCUGUCAAUGACAACUACUGUGAGAAGCUGCUUCCCUGGCUGGACAAGUCCAUUGAAUUCAUUGACAAGGCCAAGGUGUCCAGCUGCCAGGUGAUUGUGCAUUGCUUGGCCGGGAUCUCCCGGUCAGCCACCAUCGCCAUCGCCUACAUCAUGAAGACCAUGGGUAUGUCGUCAGAUGAUGCUUACAGGUUCGUUAAGGACCGUCGCCCAUCCAUCUCACCCAACUUCAACUUCUUGGGCCAGCUCCUGGAGUACGAGAGGAGCCUGAAGCUCCUCAAGGCCCUGAAGUCAAAGGGCGACCGGGGCGAGGGGGACACCCAGCAGGACCCAGCAGAGGCGACUGAGGGCAGCCGGCAACCCCCACCACCUACCUCAGAGAAGGCCGAGGAGGUGCCGAGAGGCACUGGCUCGGUGUCCCCCCACGGCGACCCCGAGCGGCAAGGCGGGACCCCGAAGGUCCUGUCACCCACCACCCUGCAGCAGGGGCUCAAUGGCUUGCACCUCUCCUCCGAGCGCAUCCAGGACACCAACCGCCUGAAACGGUCCUUCUCCCUGGACAUCAAAUCC
This is a messenger RNA of Phaethon lepturus (White-tailed tropicbird), 1096 nucleotides long. It is a transcript of the gene DUSP8, whose product is annotated as dual specificity phosphatase 8. Gene Ontology annotation, cellular component: cytoplasm. The record is from RefSeq and is a predicted model, not a curated record. The transcript is spliced from 7 exons. Gene Ontology annotation, molecular function: MAP kinase tyrosine/serine/threonine phosphatase activity; protein tyrosine/threonine phosphatase activity. NCBI's taxonomy places the organism in Eukaryota, Metazoa, Chordata, Aves, Phaethontiformes, Phaethontidae. The annotation marks the transcript as partial. Gene Ontology annotation, biological process: negative regulation of MAPK cascade; protein dephosphorylation.